Lachancea dasiensis is the source of this 1716-nucleotide messenger RNA. The record is from the annotation of a GenBank genome assembly. Lineage: Eukaryota; Fungi; Ascomycota; Saccharomycetes; Saccharomycetales; Saccharomycetaceae.
AUGUCGCAAGGAAUAUAUUUGACAGACCAACCUGUUAGAAGGGCUCAACCUUCGGGAAAUCAGUUAAUCAGAAAGAUUCAAAGGGCUUGUCGAUUAACGUUGGCAGAACCAGAUUUGGGGUUAAACCUUGAUGUUGCUGAUUACGUCAAUGCAAAGCAAGGUGCUGCGCCUAGAGAUGCAGUUAUAGCGAUUGUGAAGCUCAUUAAUAGCCGGGACACUCACACGGCUGUUUUUGCGUUAGCUUUGCUAGACGUUCUAGUAAAGAACUGUGGAUAUCCUCUCCACUUGCAAAUAUCGCGUAAAGAGUUCUUGAAUGAGUUGGUCAAGCGUUUUCCAGAAAGACCACCUUUAAGAUUUACGAAAGUUCAACGCUUAGUUUUGACCGCUAUCGAAGAAUGGUACCAAACCAUCUGCAAACAUGCAGCCUACAAGGAGGACAUGGGCUACAUAAGGGACAUGCAUCGUCUCCUCAAGUACAAAGGCUAUAUUUUCCCCAAAAUCAAAGAAGAGGAUAUGGCUGUUUUACGCCCUGGUGAUCACCUUAAGACCCCUAGUGAAAUUCAAAAAGAACAAGAGAUUGCGCAAGCUGCAAAAUUGGAAGAGCUCAUUAGACGCGGCCGUCCUGAGGAUUUGAAAGAGGCUAAUAAAUUAAUGAAGGUGAUGGCAGGAUUCAAGGAAGACAAUGUCAUAAAGUCCAAACAAUUGAUCAAUGACGAACUUUCGAAGCUGAAACGGAAAGCUGAUCUUUUCAAGGACAUGUUGAGUGCCUCUGAGUCGCCAAACAUGGAGAACGAGACGUUGGUGGAAUUGUAUAGCGCCCUGAAAGUAUCUCAACCAAAAUUCCAAAAGAUAAUUGAAGAGGAGCACGAUGAUGACGACUUGGUGCAAGAUAUUCUGCAAUUUAACGACACAGUCAACCAGGUGGUACAAAAGUACAACCUUUUGAAAAAUGGAAGUGUCGAGGAGGCAUCUCAAAUCACCGUUCCCUCAAUUUCAACGUCUAGUCCAGCAGUUACUCAAGGCGGUGCUCUGGCUAACGAGUUGAAUCUCAUUGAUUUUGGGGACGACGACGAACCCUCCACUUCUCCACCACACGGAGGAGAAUCGAGUACCACGGUCGACGACUUGCUAGGCGAUUUGAACAAUUUGAGCUUCUCUCAACCUUCUCAGAAUUUUGGGCUUGGUGGAAGCAUCUCACUUGGGGCUGCCCAACCAACUUCACAAGUUGCCUCUUCUGCUGGUUUGGAUUUGUUGUCUGGAUUUUCGGAAACUCCAUCCGCAACCUCCCCACCUCCACCACGUCAAGAAACUUCCGCGGCAAAUUUGUCGCUUUUUGAUGAUGCAUCUAAUAUAAGUGGACCAGCCUCUACCAGAACUGAAGUUUUUUCAUCAGAACACUUGAAGAUUGAAUUCGAGAUCACCAGGGAUAAUGAAUCAUCCAUAAGACUUGCCUCGUUCUUCUCGAACAAUGGACUUGCACCAAUUUCUGAGUUGACGUUCAUGGUUGCAGUGCCCAAAUCUAUGGCCUUGAAGCUAGAUCCUCAAUCUGGAAACUAUAUCCGCGCGGGUGAGAAAGAUGGCGUAACUCAGUUCGGCAAUAUUGAAAACGCAUUCUUCAAUGCAAACAAGCCUCUAAAGGUCAAAUGGAAGGCCACUUUCUGCGUUCAAGGCUCAACCUUCGAAGAAACGGCUGUCUUUACGUUUCCUCAGGUUUAA